ACCGAUGCCAGCAAAUUAGACAUAUGCCCAAGCGUCUCCGAUACAGAAACUUUUCUUUUACUGUUCGAUAGCCAAGUGGGAAUUAAUAAUUAUCCUGCAGUCAUGGCCUCUUUUCGACGUUUCCGCCCCGAUGACUUAGACAAGUUUUCCAAAUGCAAUCUUGACCCGUUGACCGAGACGUACGAUCUAAGUUUCUAUCUCCAAUACUUUGCCAAAUGGCCUUCACUAUUCCAAGUCGCUGAGGAUCCCAGCGGAAACAUCAUCGGUUACAUCAUGGGCAAGUUGGAAAGCUCUCCAGACUACUUCCAGUAUUCUGAGCAUUACCUACCAUGGCACGCACAUAUCACUGCCCUCACGGUAGCCCCUGAAGCCCGCCGUCUUGGCAUUGGAAAAAUUCUCACCGAAAAUCUCGAAGUUGCUGCAGAAGCUGGAGACUCUUGGUUCGUCGAUUUGUUCGUGAGGAAAAGCAACACGAGAGCUAUCAACUUUUACGAGAGUAUGGGUUAUAGUGUAUAUCGUGUAGUCAAGGACUACUAUGGUGAUAACGUCAACGACCCCACCGCUAACGGUGAAGACGCCUACGACAUGCGUAAGCCCAUGUCCCGAGAUAAGACACUAAAACACAUCCGAGAGGACGGGAGGAAUCACGAUGUUCAGCCUGAGGAUGUCUUCUAAUGGAGUUAUUUAUGCUUGCGGGCUACAUCGCGCCGUCGAUAGAAUAUACACUCCCGCUCACAUACUUGGAGUCGGGACCCAAAAGGAAAGCAAUGACGUGGCCGCAUUCCUCCGCCGUUCCCUGUCUGCCGAGAGCUGCCGUAUCAUCAAAGGGUGCAUCAGAUGGUCGAUUAU
This is a messenger RNA of Daldinia loculata, 849 nucleotides long. RefSeq names its product acyl-CoA N-acyltransferase. Gene Ontology annotation, biological process: N-terminal peptidyl-methionine acetylation. Gene Ontology annotation, molecular function: protein-N-terminal amino-acid acetyltransferase activity. Gene Ontology annotation, cellular component: NatB complex. The record is from RefSeq and is a predicted model, not a curated record. The transcript has 2 exons. The coding region runs from base 103 to 675 and encodes 190 amino acids. Lineage: Eukaryota; Fungi; Ascomycota; Sordariomycetes; Xylariales; Hypoxylaceae.